AUGGGUCCAAUGGCUGAAAAUCGGUUACUAAGAGGACAUCCAGUCGGGGGCUAUUCCUCUCCGUUUAUUUACUGUCUUGAGCUCACAGUAAUUUUAUAUCUCAUCGCUGCAGAUGAAUCCGUCAGCGACAAAAUCUGCGGAAACGAGAAGGGAAAGUCCUCUACCGUGAAGGAGAUAUCAGUGCAACCCUCGCAGAAGAUGGAAGAAGGAGUAAACCAUGUUUCUGCCGUCGUCUCUACCUCUGCCACUCCUGCUACCUCAAGUCCUUCAACAAUGAGGCUCUCCUCCUCCUGUCCUCUCACUGAGAAGAUGUCCUGGGCCAUCAGCGAUCGAAGUUUGCAGGAUAUUCCACGUCGUGCCUAUGCGCGUCACACCCUGUUACACUCGGAGGCGGUGGUUCAAGUCGACUACUGGCUGGAGCAGCGCUGUCCUCUUGCUUACCUUGGCUGCCCUUUCUCGGUAGUGCGCCUAAGACCUAACUCACCAGCUGCUAACCUAGCUUACAUGCCCACCGUAAACGCCUUUACCGUACGUUACACCUCCGCUAAUACCUCCGAUUCGAGUACUUCACUCUCCGCUACAAGCAAGAUGACGUCAACCUACCCCCUUGACACCACCUCUACUAGUAGCACUGCCAUCCAUGCUAACUCCGGAAUCGCUUCCGUAGGUCUAUCACCUACAACUGUCGCCACAGUCUGCCGUCUUGAACAACUGCCUCUUCAAGUUCUUAAGCGAAUAAUUAACAUGCUCGACGAGGUAAGUCAUUCGGGGUUUUAA
Messenger RNA from Hydatigera taeniaeformis, 777 nucleotides. The record is from the annotation of a GenBank genome assembly. NCBI's taxonomy places the organism in Eukaryota, Metazoa, Platyhelminthes, Cestoda, Cyclophyllidea, Taeniidae.